UCGCGUUAAAAGAAAAAGAAACCUCUCGUUGUCUCCUCCGCUCCUCGCCUCCUUGCGCCGCCGCCAAGACGAGUCGCGGCUGAACAGGGGGAGGGCCGGGCGGCGAUCUCCAUCGCAGCGGAGGGGAGGGGAUCCUGGUGGUUCAACUAUUGUAUAGCAGUAUGUUGGAUUGUUGAUGUUCAGAAUUUUGAUAUCCUAGCACGAUUCCCCCUCUCGCCGCCUCUUGCCCAAGGAGAACGUCGACCACGCCGUGGUCCAGGCUCUCAGCAUCGGUGCCACUAUUAUCUGCCUAACGCUACACGUCCAGGGUCAUACUGGAUUUCAAGAGAAGAAAAAAGGUUGUUCAAGAACAUAAAAAAGGGAUGAGACUAGGAAGCAUAAAUGGACUGCGGUGCAAGCAGCUUAAACUUGUCAUUCUUGCUUUUUUCAUGAUGUUUCUUCUCUGGAAAUGGGAGAGAGGAACAUACUACACUACUGAAAUCCUCCGGCCAGAUUCAUUGAUUUUGGCUCAUCCAGCUAACUCAAAGUUUGUAGAUCAGCAUACAUCAUCCGAAGAAGACUUUCCGAAUGCAGAUACAUUGACACAAUCAGUAGUUAAAGUAGAACAGCAAGUAAGUGAUGCACCACCACCGAUGUCCAUAGCAAGUGAUUCUGCUGAUGUUGCGGAUGAAAGGGAACCACCGCCUUCUGGGAAGAAAGAUUGUAACUACGGAAAUGGAAAAUGGGUUUCUGACAACAACAGACCACUAUACUCCGGUUUCGGCUGUAAACAAUGGCUUUCCGAGAGCUGGGCCUGCAGACUAACCCAGCGCACAGAUUUUGCUUAUGAAAAAUUUAGAUGGCAACCUGAAGGUUGUGAGAUGCCAGAAUUUGAGGCCUCACAGUUCUUGACGAGAAUGCAGGAUAAAACCAUUGCUUAUGUGGGUGAUUCUUUAGGGAGGCAAAUGUUUCAAUCAAUGAUGUGUAUGGUCACUGGUGGAAAGGAGAGACUAGAUGUGGAAGACGUUGGUGCAGAGUAUGGUUUUUUCUUAGCUCCGGGUGCAAAAAGACCAGAUGGCUGGGCCUACCGAUUCCCAAGAACUAAUACAACCAUUUUAUACCAUUGGUCGUCGACACUCUGUGAUUUGGAGCCUCUGGAUCCAUCAGAUCCAGCCACCAGUUAUGCCAUGCACCUUGAUCGUCCACCUGCUUUUCUGAAGAAUAACCUUCACAGGCUCCAUGUUCUGGUUCUUAACACUGGUCACCACUGGAACCGAGGGAAGCUAAGGGCAAACAAGUGGGAAAUGUAUCUUGGGGGAGCACCAAACACUAACAGGAAUACUGCUGUCAUCUGGAAGGCCAAAAAUAUCACCAUCCACACUGUUAUUAAGUGGUUGGAUACCCAACUUCCUCACCACCCACAACUGAAGGUGUUCUACAGGUCAAUAUCUCCUCGGCAUUUCUUCAAUGGAGAUUGGAACACCGGGGGUCGCUGUGAUAAUACAAGUCCUUUGGCCAAGGGAAGUGGCAUUUCCCAAAAUCAUUCCGAUGACGCCGAUGCCGAGGGAGCCGUGAUGGGAACAAGGGUGAAGCUUUUGGAUAUAACUGCACUAUCACGAUUGAGAGAUGAAGGGCAUAUAUCGCGGUACAGUAUCAAAGCCACGCAGGGAGUUCAAGAUUGCUUGCACUGGUGCCUUCCUGGACUACCAGAUACAUGGAAUGAGAUCCUUGCAGCCCAGUUGUAGCUAAGUCUCUAGUUGAAUGAGAAGAGCUAAUGGUCAGAACCAACUUAGCUUGAGUUGUUAUAUACGGCGAUUGCUAGUCUUCACAACAGAGCUUUUGUGCUGCUGCGAGAGGAACAGCAAAGCAGCAGUGGAUUCUUUAGGAAGCUUUCGUUCCUGUAGCUAAUGAGCUUCUUGUAAUGUAGUAACCACCUUUUGUAUUUUCUUACUGUGUAUGGCCAUUGAAUUGAUUGGCAGUAACGGAGUAGUCUUAUAGAUAAGUUAUUUACGCUCUUGGAAAUGCGUUUUGUGAUUAACAUUCUGCGAUGAGCACUCAUGUUUUGUUUCUCUAGCAGUAUUAUACUAAUACACUAGGUGAUACCUCGCACUUUGCUACGGAAUUUAUUGAUGAAUAUAUGUUAAAUAUUAUAGAAA
Molecule: messenger RNA, 2135 nt
Organism: Oryza sativa Japonica Group (Japanese rice)
Lineage: Eukaryota; Viridiplantae; Streptophyta; Magnoliopsida; Poales; Poaceae
Product: protein trichome birefringence-like 16
Biological process (GO): carbohydrate metabolic process
Cellular component (GO): Golgi apparatus
Molecular function (GO): acetyltransferase activity
Source: RefSeq, a predicted model, not a curated record